This is a messenger RNA of Cynara cardunculus var. scolymus (artichoke), 1390 nucleotides long. RefSeq lists its product as uncharacterized. The transcript has a single exon. Lineage: Eukaryota; Viridiplantae; Streptophyta; Magnoliopsida; Asterales; Asteraceae. The record is from RefSeq and is a predicted model, not a curated record. Bases 1 to 1131 code for a protein of 376 amino acids.
AUGGCCAACUUACCUCCUGUUUUCACAAAAUUCCUCUCUCUCCUCUUCAUCCUAAUUCAUCUCGGUUGUUUCAUCAUCUUCCCCACUUCUGAUCACCAUCGCCGUCGUUCCAGAAAACCGACGUCUCCGCUCCCUCUCCUCCGCCCCACCGCCACCAAGCUCAAACCCCGUAAAACCCUUUCCGGUUCAUGGGCUUUCAUCAAACAAAUCUUCUCAUCAAAACCCACUUCGCAAACCGACGGCAACUCAUCCAUUGUUCAUCACGUACCUUCUCCGGCGUCCUCAACUCGGUCCUUACGGAUUUCCACCAUUAACGUCUCCAUGGCUCCGCUUGAAACCACCCUCUUGGAACGAGGUAACCGACCCGGUUCUCUAACCGAAUCCGACUUCUUCCCUCUUCGCAACGACAUCUACCCAUGCCCGAACUGCGGCGAGAUUUUCCAAAAACCCGGAUUGCUGGAACAACACCAAGCCUUCAAACACGCUGUUUCGGAGCUAUUCGAUGACGACCCGGGUAAAAACAUCGUUCGGAUCAUAUUCCAAACGGGUUGGCCCAUUACCGGGAAGAACCCGAUGAUCUACCGGGUCAUGAAGAUCCACAACAGCCCUAAGAUACUUACCCGGUUCGAAGAAUACCGUGAGAUCGUGAAAUCGAAGGCGGCAAGAUACGGCGGAGUACGACGGAGGGACGAACGGUGUAUCGCCGACGGCAACGAGCUACUCCGGUUUCACUGCGCCACAUUCUUGUGUGACCUGGGGCAAAACGGUAAUUCCAGCAUCUGCAGCCACCAGUACUGCAGUGUAUGUGGGAUCAUUCGGGCCGGGUUCUCAUCCAAAAUGGACGGUAUAUCCACAUUAUCAACAAGUUGGAAGGGACACGUGGCACUCCCUGAAGACAUCGAGGAGGAGUUCCGAUUCAUGCACGUGAAGCGAGCCAUGUUGGUCUGCCGGGUCAUAGCGGGUCGGGUCGGAUGUGACCCGGAAAUGGGGGACAAGGAUGACCCGGGAUAUGAUUCCUUGGUCGGGAGGGAAACCGGUGGGACAGAGAGCAAAUUGGACGAUGAAGAUGAGCUGAUUGUUUUUAAUCCAAGGGCUGUGCUUCCUUGCUUUGUGAUCGCGUAUACCGUUUGAUUUUGAUCGUGUGGCUGUGAGGCAUUGCUAGGAGUCGGGAGUAGAAAAGAAAUGAUCAAGUGGAGGAGUGGUAUAUGUUAUAAAAGGUGGGGAACAGGCUUUUACAACAAGAUCCUAAGAAGUUGUAGCUUUUUUGUUUGCACGAUCAAAAAGAUGAUUGCACCCACUAUUAAGUUCACGUAAUUUGUGGUUUGUGGAAUGAUUACUUGUACUUUAAGCUUUAAGACUUGUUUAUUUAUGAGAUUGGGUCUUGAGAAAA